ACCUGUUGCGUGCUCUGCCACAGCUAGCUCCCUUCUUUCGGAGACAGGGGAUGCACGACUUUUUGUUUCCAAACUUCAUCUCUCUGAUGAACGAAAACGACUGGGAGAUCAAGGCUGCCUUUUGCGUCGAGACUGCGCGACAGAGCGGCAUCAUUGGCCGAGUGAGUACAGAAGGGUUGUUGUGGCCUUGUCUAGACCAAUGCCUCCGCGACUUGGCUGAAGAGAGGGUCCUGCUCGCCGCAUUGCGAGCGUGUCUUUUGCUUCUGUCGAGAGAUGGAGGAAAUGCAGCUGUUACCGGUGGUGAUAGUGGGGGCGAAGAUGUUCUUGAUGCUGUCGACCAUGAUAUUGAGAUGUCUACUCCAACUGGAACUACAUCUACUCCUAAGAAAGGAAGUGCGGAUCAUGAGUCCACCACUAAUGGAGCAAACACGACAACAAACAGCUCCUCUUCCUCGAGUAUUAGUUCGCACUUCAAGCAUACCGUGAUGCAGCAAGCACUUCUUCCGCUCUUGAUUCACCCGAGUCCGCGAGUGAGGACUGCGACCCAGGCGCUCGUCCAGCGCAUUGUAGCAGAAGAUAUAGUCGCGUAUCAUGCCUAUUGGCUGCCGCAGUUGCGACCAUACAUCCGCGAGGAAAUUCAAAUUACUGUAGAAGAUGGUGGAGGUGGUGAGAUGAAUAUGAAUACGACCUCCAAAGAAAUUGUACAUGAGCAUAUGAAGAACAACGCUUCUUCUGGAGGAUCGAAGACUACUUUUGAUGUGGCACUAUCGGCCAUCGAUCCUUCAGAAUUGAGAUGGCGACAGCCCGUGUCCCACGAGGGAUUUUUAGUGCUACUAGAUUGGCUACGAGAGGAAAUGACCCAACAAGGAGGCGGCACUGGACAACAAGGUGCAACAUCCGGCGCGAUGAACAACUACAUGCUACAGCACAGCGAAAUCGCUUCUGCCUUGCCACCAGAGGAUCGGCUACCGCCAGACGAGGAUCGGAUCUCCCUGCAACUCUUCAAGCCUUUGGUUUUGCAAGCGCUAAAAGC
Amoebophrya sp. A25 is the source of this 1033-nucleotide messenger RNA. NCBI's taxonomy places the organism in Eukaryota, Dinophyceae, Syndiniales, Amoebophryaceae. The record is from the annotation of a GenBank genome assembly.